Messenger RNA from Zea mays, 828 nucleotides. Its product is annotated as FK506 binding protein. The record is from RefSeq and is marked provisional. NCBI's taxonomy places the organism in Eukaryota, Viridiplantae, Streptophyta, Magnoliopsida, Poales, Poaceae. Gene Ontology annotation, molecular function: peptidyl-prolyl cis-trans isomerase activity.
GCAGAGAACAACCACCAAUGGUCACGACUGCCGUCGCGGCGGUCGCCGGCGCCGUGCCGCCAGCUCGGAAAGCCCAAGCGGUAACUGUGGCCACAACCACAGCACUACCUCCCACCCUCACUAGAAGGCAGCUCCUCGCCGCGGUCGCCACCGCCUCCACCCUCCCCACGGCCGCCGCCUCAGCUGCGGCCCCCAGGUUCGCCGAGAUUCCGGGCUCCGGCGGCGUGAAGGCCCUGGACCUCCGGGAAGGUUCGGGAGAGAUCCCGGCCGUUGGCGACCAGGUUGCGGUUCAUUAUUAUGGGAGAUUAGCAGCGAAGCAAGGAUGGCGCUUCGAUUCGACGUAUGAUCACAAGGACGAGACCGGCGAUCCCAUGCCGUUUGUCUUCACCCUUGGAUCCGGCAAGGUUAUACCUGGCAUGGAAGCAGCAGUGAAGUCCAUGAGAGUCGGCGGUCUUCGCCGAGUGAUCAUUCCACCAUCGCAGGGAUACCAAAACACGUCACAAGAACCGGUUCCUCCUAAUUUCUUUGAUCGGCAGAGGCUGUUCACCACUAUAUUCAACCCGACGCGCCUCGCAAAUGGCGAGGGUUCCACUCUCGGCACACUUAUCUUCGACAUCGAGCUAAUCAACAUUAGGCAACGUCCAUAACUGUUCUGCUCCAUACUCUUGUGUCUAAAAAGUUGUUCCGUGCAAGAAUCUGGUUAUGCUUUAAGUAACUGUCAGCGCUCCUUCGGUCAAUCCCCAAUUACAUAUUGUAAUGCAUACUGAUCGCUGACAGACGAUAUAUGAAGAAAAAUCAAUUGAAUGCGGAUUUGAUUCCGUUGUUCUA